AGAACUCUACCUCACUCUUAUAUUUCAUAUAAUCGAAUACUUCUUCGAAAUCGAGGAGUUUACUUGGUUUGACGAAAGCUUCGCUGAGGUCUGAGGCAACCGGAAAAGAUGGGGUUCAUAAUGGAGUUUGCGGAGAAUCUUGUGCUACGUUUGAUGGAGAAUCCUGAGGAAAGGGAUAGGCGAUUUCGGGAGAAGGUGUAUGAAAGAAAAGAGAGGUGUAAGAAGACCAAAGAAAUGUGGAGCUUGCCUUUACGUCCCUAUGGCUUCUGGACAUUUGAACGACACAAUGCACAGAUAUUUUGGGAUCCUCAAAUCAGCCAAGUUGACGGGCGCCGCGAUCCGUAUGACAAUAUCCUCCGCGAGUAUUCUAAGCCGUCUGCUGACUCUGCUCCUAAAUGACCGGAGAAACGCCGUUAUGUCUUGAAACUGCUCUGCGACUCGCUUUAAUAAGUACACCAUGUCAAAAAAAUGAUUUAUGUGCAUUGGUUUCGACUGCAUGCUUUGCCUUGCUAUACCGUUACAUAUAUAUAUUCUAGACUUUAUUUCUAAUCGAUGACAAGUGUGCGAUGUUGUACAAUUUGCCAUAAGUUUUCGAGUAAUUCUUUCGGAAUCGACUAAAUAAGACACUUCUCACGCAUCACUAGAGCACGCAACCGUACCGUUAGGAUCAAGAUUAUAGAUACACGAGAGAGGUUACGGUGCUGAUAAGAACAAAUCAUCGGCACAUAAAAAAUAUGCCGAUAACCUGUAGUUUCAAUUAAUUCAUAUUUCGUAUAAGAAUCAAUGGUAUUUUGUGCUGCCCAUUAUAUUUGUAUUA
This is a messenger RNA of Andrographis paniculata, 817 nucleotides long. RefSeq lists its product as uncharacterized. Lineage: Eukaryota; Viridiplantae; Streptophyta; Magnoliopsida; Lamiales; Acanthaceae. Bases 109 to 399 code for a protein of 96 amino acids. The transcript has 3 exons. The record is from RefSeq and is a predicted model, not a curated record.